Molecule: messenger RNA, 474 nt
Organism: Rotaria sp. Silwood1
Lineage: Eukaryota; Metazoa; Rotifera; Eurotatoria; Philodinida; Philodinidae
Source: the annotation of a GenBank genome assembly
AUGAAUCAAAAAAAACAUUAUGAUUUUCUUACUCAAGCACUAGAUGAUUGGUUACUUAGGAAUAAAUUAAAAUUAAAUCUUUCAAACGACAAAUUUAUGGAAGGUACUGACUACAAAUUAAGUUUAUUUUUAAAUCAAGGAUCUGAAGAGGCUAUUAUAUUAUGUUCCUGUGGAGUUCGAACAAAUUUAGCAAAAGAGAGAAUUAAUUUUUCUUUGAGCAAUUACUACAAGCACAUAAAAACAUCGAAAUGUUUGAUGAUGAAAACAAAAAGAAAAUCAAUUUCAACUAAUACAAAUAAUGAACAUAGUCAAUCAACUCAACAACAAAUAUUAGCAACUGAUACAAUCGAUACUUCGACGACAUCUUCAUCACGUAUUGACAAUAACAAUAGUAAUACUCGUUUGACAUCUAGGAAACGUACAAAAUCCGCUUCGUACACUGAUUCUUCGCGAAAAAUUCGAUCACGUCCAUGA